AUGCCAUACACUCUCAAGGGUCGAAAUGUCUUGAUUACCGGUGGAUCCAGAGGUCUUGGUGCUCUGCUUUGCGAGAAAUUUGCCGCCGAGGGAUCUAACAUUGUUGUCAACUACGUGAGCAGCAAAGACAGCGCUGAUCAAGUCGCCGAAAAGUGCAAGGGGCUCGGUGUCAAGGCUGUGGCCGACAUUGGAGUGGUAGAGGAUAGUAUUCGCCUAGUCAAAGAGGCUGUCCAACAACUUGGAGGUCUCGAUAUCAUUUGUUGGUCUACCAAUGUUAUGUCCCAACUGGUAUUGAUGCAAGAGGCUGCUCCCAUCUUCAACGCUAAUUCAGAUGGCGGAGUUUUUCUCAUUUCCUCCUCGGCUGCGGGAAUUAGCUGUGGUGGAAGUAGCAUGGGUUAUUCGGUCACCAAGGCCGCAGGCCUCCAUCUUAUGAAAUGCCUUGCCUCCACGCAAGGCCCGAAGAUCCGGAUCAACGCUGUGCUCCCAGGCCUUCUUUUGACCGAGUGGGGUAUGAAGUACAGUGAAGAACGGAUCAAAAUCAUCAAAAACAUGUCCGCUUUGAAACAAGAGGUCUCGUCUUAA
This is a messenger RNA of Rhinocladiella mackenziei CBS 650.93, 582 nucleotides long. RefSeq lists its product as uncharacterized. The record is from RefSeq and is a predicted model, not a curated record. Gene Ontology annotation, molecular function: oxidoreductase activity. NCBI's taxonomy places the organism in Eukaryota, Fungi, Ascomycota, Eurotiomycetes, Chaetothyriales, Herpotrichiellaceae. The transcript has 6 exons. Bases 1 to 582 code for a protein of 193 amino acids.